GGCGGCCUGAGGCGCUACCGCGGCGUGUGGGCGGGGCGGUGGCGGCCUGCUGCCUGUGGGAGCUGGAGUUUGUCGGUAGAGCUUCAGACACAGCAGCGGUGUCCAAGUUCUGGAUGCGGUUCUUCCACUCUUGUUUGUGCUGUUGUCUUCUGGGAAGGAGUCUCCGAAGUCGGCCAAAAGCACCACAAAGCCCGGCGGCGGCAGCGGGAAGGAUGGCGGGGCUGAGAAUUCGGAAGAGUUUGGCGAACAAGCUGUGUCACUUCUACGUCCGUAGAUGCCUGUGUGCUCAAGUCUUGUUUGGAAUGUUUUGCACUUAUGAUUUGGAGGACUGGGUAUGGGAGAUGUAAGGCUAAUGAAGACGUGGAAGACUUCUGUGGUUCAGUGGGAACGUCACGGUCCAAAUAAGGUUACUUUAGGGUCUCCUUCAAAGCAUGAACCUGUGUUGCACAGCCUCGAAAAAUAUCCCUACUACAGCCAAUCCAAUUUAAGGUUCAAGCCAUGCUCACGCCUAACCUGCCUUGUAGCCAGCAGAGAACCAGCUGAGUUUGUUUGCCUUGGAGCUGGUGGCGGUUUUGUAGAUCCUCUUUUACAUCCCAUCCCUGUCUUGGCCUCUGCCUGUUUUAUGUUGUGUAUACAGCUACAAACAGCUUGCUUGAGGGCUGUCUGCUGAUUUAACAAGUGAGGGAACGCCUAGUUUGGCAUCGUGGGGUCAGGCUUACCUUUUAUUUAUUCGGUACUUUUUGUCUGUUGAGUUCCCACCUCUAGGAAGAAGAAGGAAGCCUAAGUCUUGCAAUGUAAAGGUGAUGGAGAGCCACCAAAGCAGAGCACUGUGAUGUCCCCAUCCAAACCAGUGGCUGUGUUUCCUGGUAACGAGUGCUGCAGCCAGAGAGGGAGAGUUAGUUACAAGUUUCCUUCCAUUACCUGAAAUGGCACAUAAUGUAUGGUUGUUCCUGACUACAGGAGAAACUUAGAAGUGAUGUGUCUAACCUUUCCCUCCCACGAAACAUACCCAGCCACUUCCUCAUACCCCAAACAAAAUCCAGCCCUUCUUUAAGAUGGAAGGUUGGGUCUCCUUUGAUCACAGGAACAGAGAGCAGAAAGGAGACACCUUUCCAGUGUGCUGCUGCCACAGGUCUCAUCUCCAUUUCCCUGUUGAGUUUGCGGUGGAGUUUGUUCUCUCUUGGUGCUUUCCUGUCUCGGCACUGCUCUGCUGCAGAAUGGAAGAGAGCUCUUUGCUCGAUAAGAAGAAAUGUAUACCAGUUUGAAUGCAAUUUUCCUGCUCUUCAGGAAGCACAGAAAGGUAUUUCUACUUUAACACUGGGGGUGAGGAAUUUGGUCCGUGUGCUAGGAGCUAGUCUCCUUUCUCAUGUUGGAAGCAGGAGGGGCUUUUGUCCUCGUGAAACACCUGGAGCAGUAUCGUGUGGUAGGAGUUGAUGGCUCUGCUGCUGUUGUGGGAGUCUCGUGACUUCUAAAUUCUUCCAUGGCGUUAUGGUUGGUUGGUUGCCUUUCCAAAGGUGCGCUGAACAGAAUUGUCAUCUUUGUGUCUCAAUAGUUCAAAUAUUUGAUGGACUUGCAUCAGGAGAACAGUAUUUGGGCAGUUCUCUUCUAGAAUGCUUUUUCUUCCUUCACGCCAUUCUACAGGGAGCAGAGGAGGUCUCACAGUCCUCAUUUAUCCUGGUACCAGAAAGUUGUGAUUUGUUCUGCAGGCAAGUUGUCCAGCUGGUGGAAUGAGUAAAGCUCUUUAAAAAGCAGCUCUCGUUUGACAGACCUGAGCAAGUGUGGCAGACUGGGACCUCCUGUGAGGAUCUUUGUGGAGGGAGAUGAAGAGGGUAGGAAACCUGUAGUGUUUUAUUCUUUGCAGCAAAGGAGUUUUUAGUGAAGGUGAGGUGGAGGGGCAGGUGCAUUCAAAAGCAGGUAGAUCCCUACCAGAGGUGGUUUUUGAACUACCCAGAGGGGGGUGGUGCAGUGCUCUGUUAGAUACCAAUUUUGGUGAAGGUGUCUGAGGCGAUGAGGCAGCAUAGCUUGGCCAGCCCCUGGCUUUGGAGGAGCGUGGUUUGCUCCAGAAGAGAUUGGAGCAGUGGAAGAAAAUGUGAGAGCAGAGAGUGGGAAAUAAAAGAUUUUUUUUAGAUCAUUCCCUGUGGAAUAUGACGAAGGUAUGAACGGAGAGGAUUUCUGUGUAGCUAUUUAAGGAGAAAAAAGAAAUAGGAGAGCACAAGUAGAGUGGAUGAGAGGAUGAGAAAGAGUUACUCCUGGCCAGAAAGCCUGGGAGAGGCAGCUGGGUGGUGAAGAGAGUUAAUGACCUGGAAGUGAGAGCAGGGAUUAGCAGCAGCAUUAAAGAGGAGUCGCUCUGCAGUCUCAAGGGCAGCUUGGAGCCUUACUGAUGAGAUGCACAGCACUGGGAGAGGGUGCUCCUUUUCAGCGAGCUGCUGUAUUACGUGUUUUGCAGAUAUCUCCAUGGGGCUUGUUACUGCGGUACCUGGAGUUCAUUAUUCAGACAUAAGCGUUACAGCGUGUUGGUGUUACUUCUGAGACAGAGAGGUUGAUUUUUAAUAGGGGAAGCCGUGUAACAACAGACAAAGAGCAGGUACUGACUUGAGGGAUGGGAAGGGAAGAGUCAUCUGAGGAGGAGGAGCUGAGAGCAGAUCUGGGCUGAAAGCUUAGCAAGCGGAGGAUGCUCAAGGGACCAGUGAGGCAGAAGGGCUUUCCGAGUGGCGAUACACCCAGCUGCAGUGGGAGUGCCUGCAGAGGUGAGGUCAUGGAUGGGAAGGAGAACAGAGGAGAAGCUGACGCUGCGCUCAGAGUGGCUGGGAGAAGAGCAUCUCCUGGAGCCCGGAGUGAAUAGAAAUGGCACAGAGCGGGCCCAGGGCCUGAGGCUCAUUGACUUGCACUGACAAGUUCCUAGCAGGGAGGAGAGAUGGUGGGAACUAACAGGGAGGAAAUGCCAAGCAGCUGGGGAGCUUGUGCCUGGGGGAGCUCAAACGUGCUUGUGAUUGGGGCUGGCCCAUCCUGCUGGCAGAGCAGCCCGCUCCACUGCAGUAGGAAAGGUGGGGCUGCUGCACCGCGCUUGGGCGAACUGCUUUGUGCUGUUCCCUGAUCGCUCCAGAGCACAUGGCUGACAAACAGCAUCUCCCCAAGCAGCUGUGGUGGUGUCAGGAGUGGGGCUGAAGCCCAGUCAGGUGUGCUUGUGGUGGUCAGCCGAUGCUGAUGUCAGGGAAACAGACUGAGGUUGAUACCUGAGUGUUAAGGGAAAGGCUUUGUUUUAGCAGUCUGCUAUGUUCCCAAGGAUAAAACUAUGUUAAAGAAGCUUGAAACAAGUCUCUCCUCUACUGAUUCAUGCUAUCAAAUUGGGGGAUGUUGAAGGCAGAAGGAUAGUGGGCCUGAUACAGAAAGAGCCUCCUGAAAACUAGAAUUUAGUCUGAUGCCAGGAAGUCAAUGUAGAAGUAAUCAAUGCUAAAACCCUCUGAGUGCUGUGGCAUAAGAAUGUAUCUGGCCUUCCCCAUUACUGGAUUUUCUGUAGGAAACUUUGUGAUGUGUGCAUGUAUCCAUUUCCUAAGUAACUAGCAGUGGAAGCUGUGUUUUGUCUCUCUUCAUGCCAGAUGUUGGAGAGUAGAAGCUAGUGGCAGUGACAUUUCUAGACUCCCUACUGAAGGAGACAUGGCUGUAGACUGUUGGCCUGCUGUACACAUACCAUGAUGGGAACAUGUGGCAUUGCUGAGUGGGUGGGGACUGUACAGACAUGUUCUGUCAGCCUCAGAUGUCUUCUAGCAGGACCUGUGGGUUCUCCUUCCCCAAAUGUUACCUGUAAGGCUGUUCAUGCACCUUUUGUUUCUCUCUGUACCACCUUUCCCCUGUAGUGGUUCAAGUAUUUGUAUUCUGCCCUUCUUCCCUGUGGAAGGAGGGUGAUCCAGCCUCCCCACGAUGCAGGUGCAUUAGCUCUUCGUGCACAGUGAUGCUGUGCUGCACGUCCUUGGAAAAUGUGAGGACUCAGUUCAGAGUAAGGACUGUUCCUGUCUUGGGUAAGCUGCAGGCCCAGCAACCACAGCAGCAGCCUCAGCAGCAGCAACAACAAACACCUUCGAAUAAGCGCCCCAGUAACAGUGCUCCCCCACCAACCCAGCUAAAUAAGAUCAAGUACUCAGGGGGACCCCAGAUUGUGAAGAAGGAGCGUCGACACAGCUCUUCUCGCUUCAAUCUGAGCAAAAACCGGGAACUGCAAAAGCUUCCAGCCCUUAAAGAUGCUCCUCCCCAUGAACGAGAAGAGCUUUUCAUCCAGAAGCUGCGGCAGUGCUGUGUGCUUUUUGACUUCAUCUCUGACCCUCUCAGUGACCUGAAAUUCAAGGAGGUGAAGCGAGCAGGUCUCAAUGAAAUGGUGGAAUACAUCACGCACAACCGUGAUGUCGUCACUGAGGCCAUCUAUCCUGAAGCUGUUAUUAUGUUUUCGGUGAACCUCUUCCGGACACUUCCGCCAUCAUCCAAUCCCACGGGAGCGGAGUUUGACCCUGAGGAAGAUGAGCCUACAUUAGAGGCUGCGUGGCCACACCUUCAGCUGGUGUACGAGUUCUUCCUCAGGUUCUUGGAGUCACCUGAUUUUCAACCAAAUAUAGCGAAGAAAUACAUUGACCAGAAGUUUGUACUGUCUCUGCUGGAUCUCUUUGACAGUGAAGACCCCAGAGAACGUGACUUCCUAAAGACUAUUCUGCACAGGAUCUAUGGGAAGUUCCUGGGUCUGCGAGCAUAUGUGAGACGGCAGAUCAACAAUAUAUUUUACAGGUUCAUCUAUGAAACAGAGCAUCACAAUGGGAUUGCAGAGCUGCUGGAGAUCCUAGGAAGCAUAAUCAAUGGGUUUGCUCUGCCUCUGAAGGAAGAGCACAAAAUGUUCCUCAUCAGGGUCUUGUUACCACUGCACAAAGUGAAAUCUCUCAGUGUCUACCACCCACAGUUGGCAUACUGUGUUGUACAGUUCUUGGAGAAAGACAGCAGCUUGACAGAACCGGUGAUUGUGGGCUUGCUGAAGUUCUGGCCGAAAACACACAGUCCCAAGGAGGUGAUGUUUUUAAAUGAGCUGGAAGAGAUCCUGGAUGUGAUUGAGCCAUCUGAAUUUGUGAAAGUUAUGGAGCCCUUGUUCAGGCAGUUGGCCAAGUGUGUCUCCAGCCCACACUUCCAGGUGGCAGAGCGAGCACUGUACUAUUGGAACAACGAAUAUAUCAUGAGCCUGAUCAGCGAUAACGCAGCCAAAAUUCUCCCGAUCAUGUUUCCAGCGCUCUACAAGAACUCCAAGAGUCACUGGAACAAGACAAUCCAUGGACUGAUCUACAAUGCACUAAAGCUAUUCAUGGAGAUGAACCAAAAGCUUUUUGAUGACUGCACACAGCAAUAUAAGGCAGAGAAACAGAAGGGAAGGUUCAGGAUGAAGGAACGAGAAGAAAUGUGGCAGAAAAUAGAGGAGCUGGCCCGGCUGAACCCUCAGUAUCCCAUGUAUUAUGCACCUCCAUCAUUGCCUCUGGUCUGCUGUAUGGAAACGGAGACCCCGACUGCAGAGGAUAUUCAGCUACUGAAGAAAACAGUGGAGACAGAGGCUGUGCAGAUGCUGAAAGACAUUAAGAAGGAGAAGGUUUUGCUGCGCCGGAAAUCUGAGCUUCCUCAGGACGUCUACACUAUAAAAGCCCUGGAGGCCCACAAGAGAGCAGAAGAGUUUCUCACCUCUAACCAGGAGGCUCUCUGACGGGCUCAGAAGCUGGCCCAAGAAGCUCUGUCCCAUCCCUUUCCCCCAGGGGUCACAGAAAUGCACUCGGUUCUCAUGUAUAAUAAGGAAUGAACAUGGUGAGCUGUGCCUGUCCUCCACUCCAUCCACAUCCCUGCAGGAUAGAUCUGUUUUUAUGUUGUACCUUGUAUCUCACCACUGCCAUAUCUUCCUGCUUCUCCUCCUCCUUCCACACACACAGCGUGCGUGUGUGAAGGGAACCUGUCUGCCCUGCAGGUCCAGGCAGGGAUUGCUUCAUUUCCAGCUGCUGCCUGGUUUUCGCUCUUCCUGGGAGCCUUGCAGGGCAGGCAGGUGCUUCCUGUGGCUCUGCUAGAAGGAGGGCUGAAGGGAGCUGCUCUGGGCUCUCUGUAAGCAGUAGAGAGAACCGAGCCCCUCCGCAGCUCACCUCUGAGGGGCAGCUGAGCUGGGCAGCGGCACAGUGCAGUUGGCUUCUCAGGCUUCAGGAUCAGCCUGAGCUGCCCAGUUCAACCCAGCCUGAGCCAGGUGUGUUGGCUGGAGACCGCCACGCGUGGCUCAGCAUGCCGCAGCCAUCCCAGGUGCCCGCCUCCGCUGUGCCUGCCCAGUGCUGCUCGCGGUGACCAGAGGCUGAGCGCGUGGUGGGAACGGCUGGCAGACUGUGUGGGGGCUCUGCCGGCUGCCCGCCCUGCCUCAGGGUGCAGCUCCGCAGUGGGAGGGCUCACGUACAGCAGGAGAUGUUUGCUUCCACCUUUCUUUUGCCUCAAGCCCCCCGUUCUGUUCCCCUGUUGGUGGAGUGGGGGUUCAGUGCUUCGCCACCCCCAGUAUAGCUGGGUGCAAGCACUACAUCCUAUUGCUUCCCUCCUUUUAGAGCAUCCUUAGAAGCUCUCUUGUGGGAAAGUAAAUUCCUUCGGCUCUUUGUGUUGGUCCUCACUAAGUCGUCUCCAUUCCAAUGUCUUGGGUAGUUGUGGGCCCAGAGUUAACUUCUGCUUUGUAGCAGGUGUCAGCCACUGACUUCUGCUUUCUUCCUCCUCCUCCUCCUCCUGCUCAAUUAAAAUACUCCCGCAGCUUUCCCUCUGUUGUUCCCAUCCUUAGCUCUGCAGUGGCUGGGGUUUCUAGGAAGCUUGUGCUGCUAAAGUCAUUUCUGCAAAUUAGUGGAAGCAAUGGAUACACGUUUACGGGGCCAGGCCGAGUUUGUGCGUGUUCAGUCGUCUCCUCUUUAUGACCAGUGGCGAGAUGCCACCAUCGAAUUGCUUCUGUAGGUGCUCUGAGCAGUUUGCCUCGCCUCUUCCUUCAGCACCUGCUGUGGCCUGAGGCCCUUGUUAGCUGCGUGGUGCAGCAGGGAAGUGCUGUGCUGUGCUGUGCUCAUUUAGCGUUUAGAGCGCACUCGAUAGCCCAGGGGCUUGUGCAGCACUCGGCUGCUACUGUGAUCCAGCUCUCGGAGCGCUGUCUCCUACCUUCUUGUGGUGCAGAUUCAGUCCCAGGCCAAGGUGAUAAGUAAGGGAGUGGUCUUUGCUUCUUACUGCUGCGCUUGCUUGCUUGACACAUAAGCUUGAGUGGGAUGGCAGUAGUGCAGGGAGCGUACGGAGUCGGUGCUGGUCGGACACUGCUUUGCAGCAUCCAUAGGUCAUUGCAGAAGGUCCUGGUGUAUCUGCUUUGUCCCCACCAGCGGACCCCUUCCUUCCUCCCACCCAAACCAAGCUGUUCUCUCCCUGUGUAUCCAGUGCCCCCUGCUCUCUUCAGCUCCCUUUAGGCAUGCCACCAUCUCUUGGGAGCAGCUGCCAAGCGUGAGUACAGGAGGGAUCACCCACACCACGCAGGCCCCCGCCUCCCCUGGCCCCGCGCACCAGGCCAGUUCAUCAGGAGACUUACCACACCUCAGGGAGGUUAUUGCUUAUUUUGAGCAUGACUCUGAGCUCACGGUCAGCUGCCAGUCGAUUACCUCACGUGAGCCUGGCACAGCACGUAGGCACGCGCCGGGCUGGAGGCGGGCGGGAGCAGCAGGUGCCGGGGUUGCAGCGUAGCUGAGGGUUGCUGCGUGCAGCGGGGCUGGCGAUGCUCCUUCCUCCUACCUGGGCCGGGGGAGCGCUGCCGAGAGCGGGCCGUGCGCGGGGCAGGGCGGUGACGCGCGGCGCCUGCGUGCUGUGCGGCUUCCACGUUCUCAUAGCUUUGUGUGUCUCGUUCCGGGCCAGGGACCUCACGCUCGGUACCUUCACGUUGCCAUUACCUUACUGCCUCCUCAUUCCAGUCCUGGACUUUGAAGAAGGGGACCACGCGAGGUGGGGGGAGCGCGUCAGUGCUCUCUGCCACGUGCGGUGCUCUCUGCCACACUACAGCUGCCCCUCGCUCCACACCCGGUCGGUAGCGUUAGCGCCCAUCUCUGCCUUUGCCUUUCCCCACAUCAGCCAAAUGGACAGAACUGGAGCUGCCUCUUCCACGUCACGUGGUCCCUCCUCGGAGGGAACGAGCAAAACUAACUACUGCGUUCACCCCCUGGACACAAGUAUUAAGCUGCUUACAGUUCAUAUGUACAUAUGGUGUACUUUAUUUUCAGUAGAGCAUUACAUAGUAUGAAAGUGUUGGAUUUUGUACAGAUGUCCCUGUAUGUACAGUACUAAAUAAAACCGAUCUCUUGGAAAGACA
Gallus gallus (chicken) is the source of this 8359-nucleotide messenger RNA. RefSeq names its product protein phosphatase 2 regulatory subunit B'delta (gene PPP2R5D). Gene Ontology annotation, biological process: protein dephosphorylation; signal transduction. The record is from RefSeq and is a predicted model, not a curated record. Gene Ontology annotation, molecular function: protein phosphatase activator activity. NCBI's taxonomy places the organism in Eukaryota, Metazoa, Chordata, Aves, Galliformes, Phasianidae. The transcript has 17 exons. Gene Ontology annotation, cellular component: cytosol; protein phosphatase type 2A complex; nucleus. Bases 3950 to 5722 code for a protein of 590 amino acids.